This is a messenger RNA of Acanthochromis polyacanthus (spiny chromis), 785 nucleotides long. RefSeq names its product glycoprotein hormone subunit alpha 2 (gene gpha2). The coding region runs from base 1 to 504 and encodes 167 amino acids. The transcript has 4 exons. Gene Ontology annotation, molecular function: hormone receptor binding; hormone activity. Gene Ontology annotation, biological process: cell surface receptor signaling pathway. The record is from RefSeq and is a predicted model, not a curated record. Lineage: Eukaryota; Metazoa; Chordata; Actinopteri; Pomacentridae. Gene Ontology annotation, cellular component: extracellular region.
AUGGCGUCUCCGGGGGCCUUUUCCUCCGUCGCCACGGAGGUGAUUCCCAACGCAACCCGUCUGUACGAGGAAGCGGAGCUGGAAAGAGCCGCCAAUUUAGAGAUGUCGCUGACCUCUAAUCUCUGCCUGCUGGCGCUUCCAGUGAUGUCACUGCUGCUCUUCUCUCCUAUUGGUUGGAGCUACGACAGCCUCACCCCGGGGUGCCACCUUUACCCCUUCAACGUGACGAUCCGUAGCGACCGUCGCGGCACCUGUAAAGGCACCCACCUGGUCUACGCCUGCGUGGGCUACUGCGAGUCCAGCGCCUUCCCGUCCAGAUACUCGGUGCUGGUGGCCUCCAACUUCACCCACAACAUCACCUCGGCUUCACGAUGCUGCACCAUCAGCAAGGACGCCAAGGUUAAAGUUCGCCUGGACUGCCCUCGAGGUCGCCACCACGACGAAAUCGAGAUCCUGACGGCGAAGGCGUGUCGCUGCGACAUGUGCCGCAAAUCCCGCUACUGACACGCCGACGCUGGACCGAAACCACAUCACAGAUUAGUCAGAUUCAGCAAAUAACUUUCCUUCUUCUGUCCAUGUGUUCUGAGUGUUGAAGUUUAAAUCUGCGUCUUACUGUCAAAACCAGGGUUUCCUUCAGAAUGAGGUGUGUGUGUGUUGAUUUAAAUGUGAUGUGAGGGACGUUGUUCUAGAAAACUCGACUGAUCCACUUCAACUUAUAGGCUGUAGAAACUGUUCUGUCACACACACGACAAACAAACUGAACCUUUACUCAACUUAGUUUAGCU